Messenger RNA from Austrofundulus limnaeus, 1820 nucleotides. RefSeq names its product B-box and SPRY domain containing (gene bspry). Lineage: Eukaryota; Metazoa; Chordata; Actinopteri; Cyprinodontiformes; Rivulidae. The record is from RefSeq and is a predicted model, not a curated record. Gene Ontology annotation, molecular function: protein binding; zinc ion binding. Bases 110 to 1531 code for a protein of 473 amino acids. The transcript is spliced from 6 exons.
AUAUCCCUCUAUCCGGCAGCUCUGACCUGUCUCUGUGUCACUUCCGUGUUCCGCUCACCUGUGUUACACCUGCGUUAUACAGCGCAGCUCCGGUGCACCUGCUGCUGCCAUGAUGACCGAGGACGACUUCACGACGUGCGACCUGACGACCUGCUCCUCCUCCGCCUCCGAGGAGGCUUUAAACGCCGCGAACAUUCGGGAAACGGAGCCCAUUUUCUCCGUGUUGACCGGCGGGAUGAGGGAGCGCGCGGGGGACACGGUGUCUCCGGGCACCUGCCGGGGAGGAGGAGGAGGAGGUGGAGGAGGAGGAAGCAGCUGCGCCUCACCAACAACCACCUCCGACACCGAGUCCGGGAUCUUUUCCGUGGAGAGCGAGGUGUGCGUGGAGCACGAGUCGGAGCUGGACUGGUUCUGUGGGACCGAGCAGAAACUCAUCUGUUCCCGCUGCGCCACCGCGGGGCCCUGCCGCGGACACGCCGUGACCCCGCUGGCCUCCAGGGUCACAGCAGUCAGGAACCAGCUGGUGGACGUGUGUGAGAAAAUGCAGCUGCAGGCUCUGAGGAUCGACAAGUUUAUCGAGCAAACCCUGGAAACCAAAAAGCAAAAGCUUCAGGCGGAGGCCAGCCGGGCGAGGGACCAGGUGCUGGCGCAGGUCAGUGCUGCGCGCGAGGCCCUGGAAAAGGAGGAGCAGCGCGUCCUGGAGGAGGUGCAGAGGGAGCAGGAGCGGGUGGAGCAGUGCCUCCUCACCCAGAGAGCCCACUGGAGCCAGGCUCUAGCGAGUCUGUCGCAGACGCGCGCCCACCUGGUGCACACGCUGACGCACACCGCGGACGCACAGCUGGUGACCAGCAUCCAAGAGAUUGCUGAAAGGGUGGAGUAUGCAGAGGGGGUUGGGAACCCCUGCGACACAGAACAGCUCAACCUGAACCCAAACUGUUCUAACAGCAAACUGCUGAGAGGUCUGUGGGCUGCUGCGCUGCUGCUCGGCCCAAACGCAUACGGAUCGUCUCUUCUAAAGUUUGACGAGCGCACAGUGAGCCCCCUCCUCUCCCUCUCCGACGACCUACGAACGUUGACCUUCCUCCAAAAGAAGCCCCGCCACUCUCCACCCUACGACCCCGCCCGCUUCGACUCUUGGCCCAACGCCCUGGGCUCCCAGUCCGUGUCCUCCGGCUCCCACAGCUGGGUGGUGGACGUGGGUCAGAGCGGCGCCUUCAAGAUCGGGGUCUGCUACGCCUCUCUGGAGCGCAAAGGUUCUGGUAACGAGGCCCGACUGGGCCACAACGCCCAGUCCUGGGUGCUGUCUCGCUACGACGACGUCUACUCGUACUGUCACGCUGGGAAGGAGGUGCCCCUGCAGGUGGUGAGGAGACCCCAGAGGAUCGGCGUCCUGCUCGACUGGCCGAGCCAGACGCUGCUGUUUUACGAGCCGGACUCCUGCACCGUGCUGCACGCCGUCACGCAACACUUCGAGGCGCCGCUGCUGCCGGCGUGCGCCGUGACGGACCGCAGCAUCACAAUCCUGCACUGAGGAACUGAGCGGGAUCAAACAUGGGAACUGUCUGUGUGCAAUAACAAAGCCUUCAAACACCAUCAGUUUAUAUUUAUUAGUAUUUUUUAGUCAUUUAUUAGUUUUUAUGUGUUGAUCAUGUAGUGCCACAGUGAAGCUGACUGACAAAGAUUGUUUUUGUUUGUAAUAAGAUGACAGUGGAGGUAAUCUGUGGAAGAAAGCUUGGUUGAUCCAGGUUUUAAUCAUCAUGUGAAAAAAAAGUUUUUUCUUUGUUCAUGUGCUGAGUAAAAUGAUUCUUACACUUUUUUUA